Messenger RNA from Ostertagia ostertagi, 486 nucleotides. The record is from the annotation of a GenBank genome assembly. Lineage: Eukaryota; Metazoa; Nematoda; Chromadorea; Rhabditida; Trichostrongylidae.
AUGCCGUCACGUUGCUGGCUCUGCAAAGCAAGUCGCCUUCGUGUUGUGAACGUUGCGGCUACGGGACGUCGAAUUCUUGAAUGUGCAAAUCGAAAUUGUCUGGCUACCAUAGAAUAUACCGACCUCCCUGAGGGUACCAUAAUAGAGCAAGAGAAGGCAACGUACAGUUUUCUGGUCCAUUUCAAUAACCUUUGUCUCAGAAGAGGAACUAUGGAUGGUAUUUGCGAGAUACUUCAGAAAUGGUAUAUCCCUCCAAAGAAAGGUUGGAAGCGUUCCCGAAUCCACCGUUUGAAUAUGUGCCAGAAGUGUUGCACGACUCUGGCGGACGUGUUGUCGUUCGUUGUCCUGGUCAACGGAAACUUGUUCUGCUACAGUAAUGAUGGUCCAGAACUGUCCAAUGUAAAGACUUGCCAGCUCGUAUAUUACUUCUUUAUGUCUCAAGAGGAGAGCUGUAAAACAUAUGAAGCAAAACAUGGAAUGAAUUAA